Messenger RNA from Urocitellus parryii (Arctic ground squirrel), 7025 nucleotides. RefSeq names its product microtubule crosslinking factor 1 (gene Mtcl1). Gene Ontology annotation, biological process: establishment or maintenance of epithelial cell apical/basal polarity; microtubule bundle formation; regulation of autophagy. Gene Ontology annotation, molecular function: microtubule binding. Gene Ontology annotation, cellular component: midbody; spindle pole; lateral plasma membrane. The record is from RefSeq and is a predicted model, not a curated record. Lineage: Eukaryota; Metazoa; Chordata; Mammalia; Rodentia; Sciuridae.
CGCUCGGAGCAUCUGCUGCCCAAGCUGCUGCUCACGGCACCGGUUAUGGAGACGCUGAAUGGCCCCGCGGGCGGCGGCGCCCCGGACGCGAAGCCACAGCCGCCUGGCCAGCACCACCGCCACCACCACCUCCACCCGUUGGCCGAGAGGAGGCGACUGCACCGCGCGCCCUCGCCCGCCAGACCCUUCCUCAAAGAUCUGCACACCCGGACCACCAUGCCGGGCCCGGCUCCGGCUGCCCCCUCGUCUGGCCGAGCCCCGACACCCGCUGCUCCACGUUCACCCAGCCUAGCGGGCAGGGCACCGCCCUCGCCCGGAUCCCUGGCCGCGCCCGGCCGCCUCUCCAGGCGAAGCGGCGGCGUCCCCGGCGCGAAGGACAAGCCGCCGCCGGGCGCUGGGGCCAGAGCGGCAGGCGGCGCCAAGGCCGCCCCAGGAACCAGGAGGGCGGCGCGCACGGUGCCUGCUGAGCCUCUGCCCCGGGCCGGGAAGCCUCCUGUGGCCGAACCCUCAUCCGCUGUUGCCAAGGGCCGCAAAUCCAAGCGCGGCUUGGGAGCAGCUCCUGGCCGCGCCAUCGGCUCCAUGCCCCUGACUGCCCCGGUUCCCGCCGUGACCCUUUCUGUGACCUCGGCUGUCGGCGCAGUGCCCCCCGGCUCGCGCAUCAGCCACACGGACAGCAGCUCAGAUCUCUCCGACUGCCCCUCUGAACCUCUGUCGGAUGAGCAGCGUCUGCUCCCCGCAGCCAGCAGCGACGCUGAGUCCGGUACCGGCUCCAGUGACCGUGAACCCCUGCGAGGAGCCCCCACGCCGAGCCCGGCAGCCCGGGGAGCACCGCCUGGCAGCCCGGAGCCUCCAGCGCUCCUCUCCGCGGUCUCCUGUCUCGGGGGCCGAAGCAGUCCAGGCGGGAUCCCCCCGGGGUCCCCGGGUCUCGGUGCGGUAGAGGAUGCUGGGGGGCGCGUGCUGCCUGAGCGACCUGUCCCUGCGAUUCUCAAGGAGCCCAGCCAGCUUGAGCAGCCCCGGCUCCUGUCGGUCCCAGUGGCGGAGGAGGAGGAGCUGCUGCGGGAGAUGGAAGAGCUGCGCUCGGAGAACGACUACCUGAAGGAUGAGUUGGAUGAACUCCGUGCUGAGAUGGAAGAGAUGAGAGAUAGUUAUUUAGAGGAAGAUGUUUACCAGGUGCAGGAACUUCGGCGAGAACUGGACCGUGCUAACAAAAACUGCCGAAUCCUGCAGUACCGUCUCAGGAAAGCAGAGCAGAAAAGCCUGAAAGUGGCAGAGACUGGGCAGGUGGAUGGUGAGCUUAUCCGAAGCCUGGAGCAGGACUUGAAGGUAGCCAAAGAUGUAUCUGUCAGAUUGCACCAUGAACUUGAGACUGUAGAGGAAAAGCGUUCGAAAGCUGAAGAUGAAAAUGAAACUCUCCGACAGCAGAUGAUUGAAGUGGAAAUAUCCAAACAGGCCCUCCAGAAUGAGCUGGAGAGAUUGAAAGAGAGUUCCCUAAAGAGAAGAGGCAGUCGGGAAAUGUUCAAAGAGAAGAAAACCUUUAACCAGGAUGACAGUGCCGAUUUGAAGUGCCAACUCCAGUUUGCCAAAGAGGAAGCUUCCCUGAUGCGCAAAAAGAUGGCCAAACUUGGGAGGGAGAAGGAUGAGCUGGAGCAGGAGCUCCAGAAGUAUAAGUCCCUGUACGGUGAUGUGGACAGUCCCCUCCCCACGGGGGAGGCCGGGGGGCCCCCCAGCACCAGAGAGGCAGAGCUGAAGCUGCGGCUGAAGUUGGUGGAGGAGGAAGCCAAUAUCUUGGGCCGGAAGAUCGUGGAGCUGGAGGUGGAGAACCGAGGCCUCAAGGCAGAGAUGGAAGACAUGCGGGUCCAGCACGAGCGGGAGGGAAUGGGCCGGGACCACGUGCCAAGCAUUCCUACCUCACCCUUUGGCGACUCCCUGGAGUCCUCCACGGAGCUCCGCCRUCACCUGCAGUUUGUGGAAGAGGAAGCCGAGCUGCUGAGGAGGUCCAUAUCUGAAAUCGAAGACCACAACCGACAGUUGACCCAUGAGCUGAGCAAGUUCAAGUAUGAGCCUCGCCAGGAGCCAGGGUGGCUUGGGGACAGCUCAUGUAAGGGUGCUGGGGCCGGGGCUCCCUUGCAGGAGGAGCUGAAAUCAGCCAGGCUGCAGAUCAAUGAGCUGAGUGGGAAGGUGCUGAAGUUGCAGUAUGAGAACCGGGUGCUGCUGUCCAAUGUCCAGCGCUGUGACCUGGCUGCCCACCUGGGGCUGCAUGCCCCCAGCCCCCGGGACAGUGAUGCUGAGAGCGACACAGGCAAGAAGGAGAGCGAUGGGGAAGAGGGCCGCCUGCCCCAGCCUAAGCGGGAAGGCCCAGUUGGCGGUGAGAGUGACUCAGAAGACAUGUUUGAGAAGACUUCAGGCUUUGGGAGUGGGAAACCAUCAGAGGCUAGUGAGCCAUGUCCAGCAGAGCUCCUGAGGGCCCGGGAGGACACCGAGUGCCUGGCAACCAUAAAGCACGAGGCCCAGCGGCUAGAGCGAUCCGUGGAGCGCCUCAUCACAGACACUGAUGGCUUCAUCCAUGACUCAGGGCUGCAGGGCAGCAGCUUGGCCUCACAUGGUGUCCAGGGUGAGGGCGAGAGGGGUGAGGGGGCCCAGAGUGAACCCCACCUUCUGGGGACCAUCAAUGUGAAGAUGAAGGCUUUCAGGAAAGAGCUGCAGGCCUUUCUGGAACAGGUGACCCGGAUUGGGGACGGCCUGUCACCCUUGCCCCACCUCACAGAGUCUUCCAGCUUCCUCUCCACCAUGACCUCCGUGUCCCGGGACUCCCCCAUCGGGAACCUGGGGAAGGAGCUAGUCCCAGAAUUGCAGUCCAAACUGAGAGACCAGCUGGAGUGGCAGCUUGGUCAGGAACGAGGGGAUGACCGAGAAAGCCUUCGCCUCCGAGCCACACGGGAGCUGCACCGUCGGGCUGACGGGGAUGCAGGGAGCCACCGGGCAGGAGGCCAGAGCUGCUUCAACCUAGAGCUCAGGGGYCCCCCUGUUUUACCUGAGCAGAGUGUAUCGAUAGAAGAGCUACAGGGUCAGCUCGUGCAGGCGGCCAGACUGCAUCAAGAGGACACAGAGACAUUUACAAACAAGAUCCGUAAGAUGGAGGAGGAGCACCUCUAUGCCUUGAGGUGGAAGGAGCUGGAAAUGCACAGCCUGGCUUUGCAGAACACCCUCCAUGAGCGAAACUGGAGUGAUGAGAAGAACCUGCUGCAGCAGGAGCUCCGGUCCUUGAAGCAGAACAUCUUCCUCUUCUAUGUCAAACUCAGGUGGUUGCUGAAACAUUGGCGGCAAGGGRAGCAGAUGGAGGAGGGAGGAGAGGAUUUUACGGAGGGUGAGCAUCCAGAGACCCUCUCUGAGCUUGGUGAGCUUGGAGUCAAGGGGAAUCACCAAGUGGAUGGACCAGACCAAGAUGAUGGUGACCAAGGCUCUGGCUUUCCAGUGGGGGAGUGUUCCCCACAUGUCCCCGUGCAGCUUGGUGAUCAUGGAUCACGGCUACAGGCUGUGGAUGGGGGACCACUCCACAGGCAGGUGGUGGAAAACCAGCAGCUGUUCAGCGCCCUCAAGGCCUUGCUAGAGGACUUUCGUUCGGAGCUGCGGGAAGAUGAGCAUGCCCGGCUGCGGCUGCAGCAGCAGUAUGCCAGCGACAAGGCCGCCUGGGACAUGGAGUGGGCCAUGCUCAAGUGCCGCUUGGAACAGCUGGAAGAAAAGACUGAGAAGAACUUAGGAGAGCUUGAYUCCUCCACCGAGAGCAAAGGGGCCUUGAAGAAGGAGAGGGAGGUGCACCAGAAGCUUCUGGCUGACAGCCAUGGCCUGGUUAUGGACCUGCGCUGGCAGAUUCAUCACAGUGAGAAGAACUGGAACCGAGAGAAGGUAGAACUUCUCGAUCGCCUGGACAGGGACCGUCAGGAAUGGGAGCGGCAGAAGAAGGAUCUCUUGUGGAAGAUAGAACAGUUGCAGAAAGAGAACAGUCCUCGGAGAGGUGGCAAUUUCCUAUGUGAUCAAAAAGAAGGAAACGUCCGUUCCUUUCCCCAUCAAGGAGGGCUCCGCAUGCCCCGUCCCAUGGCGAUAUGGCCCUGUGCAGACACUGACUCUAUACCGUUUGAAGACCGGCCGCUGUCCAAGCUGAAGGAGUCGGAUAGGUGCUCUGCCAGUGAGAACCUCUAUUUGGACGCCUUGUCCCUGGAUGAUGAGCCAGAGGAGCUGCUACCCCACAGGCCUGAGAGGGACUUCAGGAACUGCCUCUCUGAGGAAGAAGAAAAUCACAAGGGAAAUCUUCAAAGGGCGGUAUCUGUGUCCUCCAUGUCUGAAUUCCAGCGCCUGAUGGAUGUCUCCCCCUUCCUGCCCGAGAAGGGCCUGCCAUCUGCCAGUAGCAAAGAAGAUGUCACCCCACCCCUGUCUCCUGAUGAUUUCCGCUACAUUGAAGAGUUCAACAGCAAGAGCUGGGACUACACACCCUCCAGGACUGGGACAGAGAGGCCUCCGGACCUCUGGACAGACAGGACCGAAGGGGUGCGGGCAGGGCAUGAGGCCAAUGCAGAGCCUUUCUCUGAUUCCUCCUGGUACCUGACCACGAGUGUCACCAUGACCACAGAUACCAUGACCAGCCCAGAGCACUGCCAGAAGCAACCACUUCGGAGCCACAUCCUCACUGAACAAGCAGGGGUGCGCGUGCUUCACAGCCCACCUGCUGUCCGCAGGGUUGAGAGCAUCAUGACAGGCGGAGAAAGCAGGAGCCGACUGGAACCCGAGGGCCCCUUUCCCACGAGCAGAGUCAGAGGGGGCCUGGGAGAUGUCAAGGGGGGUCAUCCAGAAUCUGUGCUCAGCAGGUGGCCCUGUGCCUCCUCUAGACACACCCGAGACUAUGUGGAGGGGGCUCUCUGCACCUCCCUGGGGUUCGCCUCCCCAUUGCACAGCUUGGAUAUGUCCAAGAACAUGAGUGAUGACAUGAAGGAGGUAGCCUUCUCUGUCAGGAAUGCCAUCUGCUCUGGUCCCACUGAGCCACAAGUCAAGGACAUGGCCUGCCAGACCAAUGGGUCCCGGACAACAGGGACACAGACUGUCCAGACCAUUAGUGUGGGCCUACAGACUGAAGCCCUUCGUAAUAGCGGUGUCACCAGCAGUCCCCAUAAGUGUCUCACGCCAAAGGCUGGGGGUGGUGCCACACCUGUGUCCUCUCCUUCCCGUAGCCUGAGGAACAGGCAGGUGGCCCCCGCCAUAGAGAAGGUACAGGCCAAGUUUGAGCGUACCUGCUGCUCUCCAAAGUAUGGUUCUCCCAAGCUACAGAGGAAGCCCCUUCCCAAAGCCGACCAGCCAAAUAGCAGGAACUCACCAGGGGUGGCCCAGAAAGGGUACAGUGAGUCAGCCUGGGCCCGUUCCACCACCACUAGGGAGAGCCCCGUGCACACCACCAUCAACGAUGGUCUCUCCAGCCUCUUCAACAUCAUCGACCACAGCCCUGUGGUACAGGACCCCUUCCAGAAGGGGGCACGGGCUGGGAGUAGGUCUCGCUCUGCAGAACCCAGACCAGAGCUGGGCCCAGGCCAAGAAACAGGAACCAGUUCCCGAGGAAGGUCACCCAGCCCCCUUGGGACAGGCACAGAGACAUGCAGGGAAGAAGGGGGAGAGGGCACACCGGUGAGGCAGGACUUAUCCGCUCCCCCUGGCUAUACACUCGCUGAGAGUGUGGCCCGGAUCCUCAACAAGAAGCUGUUGGAGCAUGCCUUAAAGGAAGAAAGGAGGCAGGCCACCCCCGGCCCCCCAAGUCUGACCAGCGACAACCACGUAGGAGAAGCAGUCACGGCUGAACCAGGGUCCAUGGAGGAACUGCCUUGCCCUGCACUAGCGCCAUCCCUAGAGCCCUGCUUCUCCAGGCCCGAGAGACCAGCAAACCGUCGUCCUCCAUCCCGUUGGGCAACACCUUCUCCCACUGCCUCACAGUCUCAGCCAUCCGGAGACCAGACCUCCUUGGAGGAACACGGUGACGAGGAUCCCCUGGAGGAAAUGCCACACCCGUGAUGCAAGCUUGCAUGGAUUAUCACAGAAUAAUUCACUGUAAUUUGCAUAGCCACACCAUCUUCACAACCAAACUCUGCCCCAAAGGAGAGAUCUAGUUUUCUCAAGGUCAAAGAAUGUUUUUUUUUAAAAAAACACACAGCUGCUGAAUGUCCAAACCUGUGAAACUGAGAUGUUUCUAGAAUGAAACAGCAAAUGUGCCUGUAAUAACUUAAUUUUUUUCAUAGCUCAGAAAACUAUUUUUGUCUCCAUCUUUUUUACACACAGUAUAUUAAAAAAAAGAAAAACAGGUAAAUAUGGUAUAAAUAGAUAUAAAAAUAUAAAAGUUUUAAAAAAAUGUACAUUUUAAGAGAUUCUGAACACCCUUGCUCUCAAUCCUGACUGCCUCUCUGUUAAAUUUGCACUGUUCUGUUUUGGUUGGGUUUAUCUCCAUGUUGAACUUAGAGUGUUUUAAGUUAAUUUUAUUUUGUCAAUGUUAACAAUUUUUUAGGAAUUUUUAAAAAUGCUUCAGACUGUCUGAUUCAGUGAACUUUUUGUAGUGAAAAAGCCAUGGAACCAGUAGACAAGACAGAUGUUCYGGAAACUGGAGGGAUGCAGGUCAAUGUUUUUGAGAAGGCACAGAAUCCUCAGACGGGCGUAGAAAAUUCUCUGUAUAGUCCACAUAUUAGUCUGCCCGAGUGCACGUCUUCGGGUGCAUGUACAUAUGCUGCUGUCCUCUCCCUCACCUAAGUGUGUGUCUGUCUGGCCCACUGUAAUUGUGAAGUUCCUUGUACUGUACUAUUAUUGUUGGUCCCCUUGCAUUGAUGAGAUAACAGCACCAUUUUUAAAUUAUUGUUAAAAGAUUAACCGGCAAUGUACAGAGUUCACUCAGAAUUUUCUUGUUUAAGGAAAACACUGCAAAAUCAUGAGGAUACCAAAUUGAGACAAACGGUGGUGCCUCUGAGWCUGUCUGAGACCAUGAUGAAGUAGAAAUAAAAGCC